UCCCUUUCAUGAUUUUAAUUGUUUGUUUAUGAAUUCACCCCUAAGUCUAGAACUAAAAAAAGUAAAUGUGGAAGUUUAAUAGGCUAAUUACAGUUCAAUAAUGUUCAGCAGUUGAUCAUAUGGGGAAAACAAACAUUUUAUUUCUCUUUCUCCCACUAUCUCUCUCUUUUGAGACAGAACACGCCCAUUUUGUUUACGCGCUGAGAAUCAGGAAGUAUUUGAAUUCAAGAGAAAUGAAACCUAUUUCUUCACUAGUAGUGACUCAAACUCUGUAAUAGAUCAACACCGCUGUAAAGCAAAUCAUAUCUGAGCUGUAUUUCUGUCGAGCCCUUAUUACAGGACAGAGACUGAGAAUCUGUUCAUCUUUGAACACUGCAAAGAAAUGUCUGAAUCUGCAGUGAGUCAGUAUGUGGAUCAGUUCAGCUGUCCAGUCUGUUUGGAUCCUCUGAAGGAGCCGGUGACGAUUCCCUGUGGACACAGUUACUGUAUGAGCUGUAUUACUGACUGCUGGGGCCAGAAGGAGCAGGGGCCGCCGUACCGCUGUCCCCAAUGCAGAGAGAGCUUCAGUCAGAGACCUCUACUGAAGAAGAACACUCUGAUAGCUGAGAUGAUGGAGACGCUGCAGAAGACGUCCCUACAAACGGCUGCUGUGGAGUGUGAUGUUUGCACUACAGAGAAGAACAGAGCUGUAAAGUCCUGUCUGCAGUGCUUGGCCUCCUUCUGUCAAACUCACCUGCAGCUUCACUAUGAAUCUCCUGCGUUUAUGAAGCACAAACUAGUCGAAGCUUCCAGAAACAUUCAGGAGAACAUCUGCCUCAGUCAUGGGAAACUUCUGGAGAUUUACUGUCAGGAUGAUCGUCAAUGUAUUUGUUACCUGUGUAUGAUUGACAAUCAUAACGGACACCGUUUGGUUUCACUGGAAUCUGAAUGGACAAAUCAAAAGAAAGAGUUAAAGGAGAUAAAGGUGGCAUGUCAGAAGCUGAUCCAGGAGCGAGAGAGAAGUCAGCGGGAACUCAGAGAAGCUGUGAAGUCUUUUAAAAGUUCAGCUCUAGAGACCAUGGAGGACAUUGAGAAGGUCUUCACUGAGCUCAUCUGCUCUCUUGAGAGGAAACACUCUGAGAUUAAAGAGCAGAUCAGAGCUCAGGAGAAGACUGAGAUAGAUCGAGCAGAGGAACUUCACAAACAUCUGGAUCAAGAGCUGACAGAACUCAGAAAAAGACAAGCAGAGAUUGAGAAACUUCUGAUUACUGAUGAUCAGAUCCAGUGUCUGAAGAGCUGUCAGUCUGUGUGUGUUUUACCCACAUUUGAAGACGUUCCCAGCUUCACUCAACACACUCAUCUGUCUUUUAAAGACAUUUCAAUCUCAGCGUUUAAGGAGGUUUUGGAGGACGUCUAUCAACUACAAACAGCUAAAAUAUCACAAGAAGUCUCAAAUGUCUCUGUUGUAAAGCCUCCAGAACCAAAGACUCAAAAUGAUUUUUUGCAGUAUUUCUGUGAAAUUCACCUGGAUCUAAACACAGCACACAAAAACAUCAAACUGUCAGAAGACAACAGGAAAAUAUCAGCUUCAGAUAAAGCUCAGCCGUAUCCUGAUCAUCCAGAGCGAUUUAAUGUGUUUUAUUACAUCUUGUCUAGAGAGGGUUUGUGCGGUCGCUGUUACUGGGAGGUCGAGUGCAGUGGGGACAUUUGGGCUGUAGCAGUUUGUUACAAAGGAAUUGGUCGUAAAGGAAACAGUGAUGACUGUAAACUUGGAUUCAACAAAAAAUCCUGGAGAUUGUCCCGCUCUCAAAAGAGUGUCUAUUUCACACAUGAUAAAUCCCAAGUCUCAAUCCCUGCUGUCUGCUCCUCUAGAAUAGGAGUGUAUCUGGAUCACAGAGCAGGAACUCUGUCCUUCUACAGCGUCUCUGACACAAUGACUCUCCUUCACAGAGUCCAGACCACUUUCACUGAACCCUUAUACCCUGCUUUUUAUAUUGGUUCAUCUCUCAGGAUCAUAGAGCAGAAGAGAAUUCAAACAGAGCAGAAAUAAAUAUAAUUGCUCAAGUUUCAGAUUCAGUUGCUGAACUUCUGAAACAUGUUGGCCAAUAUAUUUAAUUAAAAAUGUUAUUUGUAAUUUGAUCAACAAUGAAUAUACAACACCCAUUUAAGACACUCUCAAGCUGGAUAUAAAUAAUGUUGGAUGUUGGAAUGAUUUUGAUUUCGUGUAUUCUGUAAUUUUGGCUAAUGGAUAAUAAUCCAUGUCUGAAUCCAUUAUGUAGUUCAUCGUCAAGUCAGCUUUAUUUAUAUGGUGCUUUAUAAAAUACAGAUUGUUUCAAAGCAGCUUUACAGUAAUAAACAGGAAAAUACCAAUUCAGUGAUGCAAACAGUGUUCAAUUCUGCUGUAAAGUAGCUCUAAAAAGACAAUAGUAAACAGACAUUAUUCAGUUGAAAUCAGUUCAUUGUUGAUUCAUUUCGGUUUAAUAAGCCACAAGGUUUCAGGGUUAGUUUGGAAAAUAACUGGCCAUGAAACAAACUGUUCACAGCACGGUGCUGAUAAAAUGCUUUAUACUGUACGUCACAUGUAACAUGUUAUAUGACGUAUUAAAUGCAGCCACUAUUUUGUUCAGUUGUGUUGUUGCCUGCUAAUAGGACCACCUUUCUUUACAAACAAUUUCUUUACAAUUUGAAUAACUGUUGACUUCAGGAUGAGGUGUGAUUUUGAUUGAUUUUUACUGUUUCAUAUCUACAGUAUCUGAUGGUGAGCUGAGAAACGGCGCUUUUGAAAACCUCUUAAAGACGCAUAUUUUAAAAAUAUCCUCUCCUGUCAAUACAUAGCAAUGUUUCUUUAAAAUAUCUUUAUAUUUAUUGUUCUUUAGUUUAAUGUAUAUAAUUAAUGAUGUAAUUAUGGUAAAAUAAAAAGAAAAUUAUAUGAAAUGGUG
Messenger RNA from Ctenopharyngodon idella (grass carp), 2918 nucleotides. RefSeq names its product E3 ubiquitin/ISG15 ligase TRIM25-like. The transcript has 7 exons. Gene Ontology annotation, molecular function: zinc ion binding; protein binding. Bases 383 to 2029 code for a protein of 548 amino acids. Lineage: Eukaryota; Metazoa; Chordata; Actinopteri; Cypriniformes; Xenocyprididae. The record is from RefSeq and is a predicted model, not a curated record.